Messenger RNA from Raphanus sativus (radish), 1582 nucleotides. Its product is annotated as UDP-glycosyltransferase 75C1. The transcript is spliced from 2 exons. The record is from RefSeq and is a predicted model, not a curated record. NCBI's taxonomy places the organism in Eukaryota, Viridiplantae, Streptophyta, Magnoliopsida, Brassicales, Brassicaceae. Gene Ontology annotation, molecular function: UDP-glycosyltransferase activity. Bases 39 to 1421 code for a protein of 460 amino acids.
GCAUACCUUUAAACUUCGACAUCUUCAAACACACUAAAAUGGCCAACUCCGUUAAAAAUGGUUGCCGUCAUCCUCACUACUUGAUUGUAACUUUCCCGGCGCAAGGCCACAUAAACCCAGCGCUAAAGCUAGCAAACCGCCUCAUCCACCACGGAGCAACCAUCACAUACUCCACCACCAUCUCAGCUCUCCGCCGUAUGGGCGAGCCACCUUCCACCCAAGGCUUGUCCUACGCCUGGUUCUCGGACGGAUUCGACGAAGGUCCCAAGUCCUUGGAGGACCAGAAAAACUACAUGUCCGAGUUCAAACGCCGCGGCUCGGACGCCCUGAGCGACAUCAUCAGAUCCAACCUCGACGCCACGGAGCCAACAUUCACGGGCGUUAUCUACUCGGUGCUAGUCCCUUGGGCUUCUACAGUAGCGCGUGAGUUUCACCUGCCGAGUACGCUUCUCUGGAUCGAGCCAGCCACUGUACUCGACAUCUACUACUACUACUUCAACGCCUCUCACAACCACCUCUUCGAACAAGAACCGAUCGAACUACCGAAACUGCCCCCGCUCUCCACCGGAGACCUCCCGUCGUUUCUCCAGCCGUCGAACGUGUUACCUUCCGCUCUCGUAACGCUGAGAGAACACAUCGAGGCUCUGGACUCCUCGGAGUCCAACCCGAGAGUCUUGGUAAACACGUUCUCCGAACUUGAACCGGAAGCGUUAACCUCGGUCGAGAAACUCAGAAUGAUUCCGGUCGGACCGUUGGUUUCCUCCUCAGAUAACAAAGCCGAUCUCUUUCGAUCGUCGGACGAGGAUUACAUCAAGUGGCUAGACUCGAAGGCGGAGAAGUCGGUGAUCUACGUGUCCCUAGGCUCGCACGGGGACGGUCUGUGGGAGAAACACAUGGAGGCGCUCACUAGCGGAGUGUUGGGAACGGGAAGACCGUUCUUGUGGGUGGUGAAAGAGACAAAACAUGAAGAGAAGAAGAGCUGUUUCGUGGAUUUGAUCAGAGGAGAUGAUGAUAAAGGUUUUAUUAGAACAAUAAAUAGUUUGGUGGUGGGAUGGUGUUCUCAGACGGCGGUUUUGGCGCAUCCCUCGGUGGGGUGUUUUGUGACUCAUUGCGGUUGGAACUCGACGUUGGAGAGCUUGGAGAGCGGUGUUCCGGUGGUGGCGUUUCCUCAGUUCGCGGAUCAGUGCACGACGGCGAAGCUUGUGGAGGAUGUGUGGGGGAUCGGAGUGAGAGUGAAGGGAGAUGAGGAAGGUCUCGUGGGUGGAGAUGAGAUGAGACGGUGUCUUGAGAAGGUGAUGGGUGGCGGAGGAGACGGGGAUGAGAUGAGGAGGAAUGCGGCGAGGUGGAAGACGCUGGCCGUUGAUGCCGCGAAGGAAGGUGGACCCUCGGAUUUGAAUCUCAAGGGGUUUAUGGAAGAGUGAUUGGCUUCUUUUAAAUUAUAUAAGGUUAAGAAAGAGUUUAAGAACUAUUUGAAGGAUCAAAUGGUAGAAUAAGACCAAACUAGACUUUGAUCCGCGCUUUGGAAGCGCGAAAUAUUUUACGAUGAAAAAUUUCACUAAUAACUUAACAAAUAUUUUGGUAA